Molecule: messenger RNA, 429 nt
Organism: Periconia digitata
Lineage: Eukaryota; Fungi; Ascomycota; Dothideomycetes; Pleosporales; Periconiaceae
Source: the annotation of a GenBank genome assembly
GUUCUUGGUCGGCUCGCCUCCGCGAUUUACUUUCGACUUGGAAUCCCCAAGCCUAUUGCUGCUAUUGAACAUGAAUCUAAUGAUUUACCUACUCUAGUGCUUAGUGCUCAGCCACUGGGCCUAAACAGUGGCAUAUGCGUCCACCAUCUGCCUCCUUUGGGUAUCCGUCUUCGGCGAUUGUCCUGUGCCAACGUAUUCCUGCUGCUAGGUCUCCACUCAACACGAGGAUGGAUCAUGGAUCACCAGAUGGGCCAUGUUUUCAUGCAGCAAAAUGUAGUGGAAGCAUCCAAGCUUCCCGAAGUGCGUUCAAAGGCCUAUACCCUGUUCCUCAGAUUAUUGUAUGCCCACACGGUGGUAAUGACAGGACCCACCUGGCUUGCAUCAUCUAUACCUAGUCGCUGCUCAUUCUCACGGCUAUCUUCGCAGUAC